Chiloscyllium plagiosum (whitespotted bambooshark) is the source of this 5632-nucleotide messenger RNA. RefSeq names its product oxysterol-binding protein-related protein 2. Gene Ontology annotation, molecular function: cholesterol binding. The record is from RefSeq and is a predicted model, not a curated record. Gene Ontology annotation, cellular component: cytosol; plasma membrane; perinuclear endoplasmic reticulum. Lineage: Eukaryota; Metazoa; Chordata; Chondrichthyes; Orectolobiformes; Hemiscylliidae.
GAUAAUGUUGUCAAUCACCUGGGGCGGUUGCGUUUCCGCCUUGGUGGUAGUGCUGAGCACUUGACAACUUGAUGUGGAUGAUCUGAUCAGAAGGCGGACCUCAGCCCAGCAGAUAAGUGCUUUAAACUUCCUUGGCUGAGCCCAUCAAGUUGAGGGCUGGCGUGACUGCUCUGCCACUAGGACAGCCUUUAUGAUGUAGUUGAACAUAGAAAAUCAGAUCAAGAAACUGUACUGUCUAAAGAGAACAAUGUGCUAAAGUGCCUUCAUUAGAAAAGAAACAAGAGUUUUAAUUUGCUUUCAAAGGGAGGAUGAAUAGUGAGGAAGAGUUUUAUGAUGCUGUUACAGGGUUUGAAUCGGAUGAUUCUGAAACCAGAAUGGAUCCAAUGGUGUCAGAUGAUUCAUUGAGUUUGUUCGGUAAAAGUGAAAGCAGUGUAUCUGAUCAAAAUGCUCACAACAGAGAAUCAACCCAAGAAAAUGGAAUUAAGAAAUAUAGAACUUCUUUACCAGCUCCAAUGUUUAGUAGAAAUCAAUUAAGUUUGUGGAGUAUUUUAAAAAGAUGUAUUGGACUGGAAUUGUCAAAAAUUACUAUGCCCAUUAUAUUCAAUGAGCCUUUGAGUUUUCUGCAACGAAUUACAGAAUACAUGGAACAUACGUACCUCAUCCACAAGGCUUCUAUGCUUUCUGAUUCAAUAGAGAGAUUACAGACUGUAGCUGCAUUUGCAGUUUCUGCUGUUGCAUCGCAAUGGGAAAGGACUGGAAAGCCAUUCAACCCACUACUGGGUGAAACCUAUGAACUUAGAAGGAAUGAUUUGGGAUUUAGGCUUAUUUCUGAACAAGUUAGCCAUCACCCACCGAUCAGUGCAUUUUAUUCAGAAGGCAUUAAUAAGGAUUUCGUUUUCCAUGGUUCUAUCUAUCCAAAGCUUAAAUUUUGGGGAAAGAGUGUAGAAGCAGAACCACGAGGAACCAUCACACUAGAACUUAACAAGCACAAUGAGGCAUACAGUUGGACAAAUCCUUCAUGUUGUGUACAUAAUGUUAUAAUUGGCAAACUAUGGAUAGAACAGUAUGGAACAGUAGAAAUUGUGAAUCACAGUACUGGUGAAAAAUGUUUGCUACAUUUCAAACCCUGUGGGCUUUUUGGAAAGGAACUGCACAGAGUUGAAGGAUACAUUCAAGACAAAAGUAAAAGGAAGGUGUGUGUAAUAUAUGGCAAAUGGACUGAAUGUCUAUGGUGUGUUGACACAAACACCUACGAGGCAUUCAAGAAAAAUGAUAAGAAGGGUGGAGAGCAAAAGAAAUUUAAGGAGCCAGAAGAUGAUGUACGAACUGAAAAUGAUGAAGCUGAUGACAUGCCUGAAAUUCAGGAAACUGUACAAGUUAUUCCUGGAAGCAAACUGCUUUGGAGGAUAGCAGCAAGACCUUCUCACUCUACUCAGAUGUAUAAUUUCACUAAUUUUGCAAUGAUGCUGAAUGAACUGGAUGAGGAAAUGAAGAAUGUUUUAGCUCCAACGGAUUGUCGUUUCCGACCCGAUAUCAGAGCUAUGGAAAAUGGAAACAUGGAUAUUGCUGGUGCUGAGAAAGAAAGACUAGAAGAAAAACAGCGAGCUGCUCGAAAAGAAAGAUCCAAAAAUGAAGAGGAAUGGAGAACAAGGUGGUUUCGACAGGAUAUUAAUCAGCACACACGAACAACAGACUGGAUUUAUACAGGAAAGUACUGGGAAAGAAAUUACGAAGAUUGUCCUGAUAUUUACUGAGGAUUUUGUUCUUGAGUAUUGUUGAAUGUCGAUCAAAUGACUUUAACAUUUCUACUACUUCUAAAUCUUCUACCCUGGUUUUGUCUGUUUUGUUGUUUCUUUGUUUGACUUACACUCAAUCCCAGAAUCUCUAACUAUAAUGUUUAUGUGCAAUAACUGAAAAGAGGUUUUGGAAUAUUUCUCCCUGCUGUUCAUAUAUAAAUAAUACAAUGCUUAAAUUGUUUUGCUAGCAUUUCUAAUCUGACAUAAUUGGGUGCUACUUCCAAGAUUCAAUGAUUACAAUAGAAAUGUUUAGUGCAGUCUCAUCCUGUCUCUGCAUCCCCACUUCUACAAAUGGCUAAUGUGAAUUAUCCAGCUUGUUACUAAGCCACGCUGAAAGUUGGGGGGUAAUGGCUGAGAGGUGAGAGGGGGUCCAGAUUUGAUCCCUGAGGUUUGUUAAUUUUACCUAGAUAUGGCUGCUACAAACAGUUGUGUUUUACCAAGGUUAAGUAAGAAUAAGCUGUUGAAAGGAUUGUAGGAGUAAGGUGCUGAGGGUAUCACAGCCCAAAGCAAACCAGUGGUCUCUUGAUCGUUGGUAUGUGCAAAUGUAAAUGAUAGGUGAGGGCAAACAUAAGUGCAUAUGUGAAUCUACUUAUUCUGAAAUAUCCUGCCGACAGUCACUACAAAGGUUCACAGCUGAAUAAUGGCAACUUGGAUGAAGUAUCAGAGAGCAAUUAGUGCCCAGGUAACUAAACAAAAGUGUCUUCAUGAGAAAAAUGGAGGAAAUCUGGCAAAAUAUACAUUUAAACAUGCUUUGCUUGUGGCUAUGACUUGAAAACUAGGUACUUGCAUUUUAAAUGCUUAAUCAAACUAAUUCAAUAUACAUACAUCUGAAUAAAGAUUGCAAUUCUAUUAGAAUGGUGUAUAAUCUAAGCUUUCUAUUGAUUUUUUUUCCUAAUUUAUUUCCCAAGAAAUAGAACUUCACAUCAGUACAGAAAUGUUGAUCUGUACAAUAAAUGUUACAAUUGAUAUAGAUUUUAAUAAAUGUGUUGGGAGUGGGGAAAAAGAUUGGUUCAAAAAGUAGAGCUCCAUAAAUGACUUCUCAGUAAUUAGACUAUUGUAUUAAAACUUGUUAGAUGCUUUUCAAUGAACCUGUAAAUUGGUGAAGGCAGUUUAAUAAUACAUGGCUGUUAAGCAGCCUAUUACCAAAACAGUCCAGUGGUAUUGCACACCUUAUUGUCAAAAAUGUCUCUUAUUUUUAAAAAAAGCCCUUUGUUGAUUUCGUACUUGCAGACAUGAAUAAAUUUUCUCACUUCGGUUUUGGUGUUGCUUCUUUGAAAUUUACACUUCUAAUCUUCCAUGUGUUCCUUACCUGAAGUAUUGCUUUCGGUAUGAAUGGUUGUUUUUUGACUACCUGGAACAGCAGAAUGUUGUGUAAUGAAUUUCUGUUGUUAGUAAUGGAUAUCUUUGGCAAUAUGUCAGCACAUCAGUGUGAAAGGAUUCUUGUUUUACAAAUCUUAAAUUAAAGUUAAAAGAGUAAAAAUGUCAGUAGCCCACAGUCAUCGUCCAUUCCCUUUUAGUUCAACCGCUGACUCUCUGUGAGAGUUGCCAUUUGUUUUACCAGUAGCUGUUUUGCAUUAUGCACUAAUGCAUGUUUUGAGUGUUCCCAGAUAUGUACUCUUUUGAAAAUGUAUUAAUGCCAGGGGCUGCUUGCAUCAUUGUUUAUGUGAAUCAAAAAACAAAAAAGUGUAUCUGUGGAUAUUUUAAUGCCAAAGUGAUCUUUAUUUUAUCUAUGUGCUUACGUGUAGGUGUUCUGAAGUCAUGUUAAAAUAUUAUUUCAACUUGAAUUCACCGACAGUUUUGUGGAAUAGAAAAUCAAACUGUACAAAGAUAAAACCUACUUUCACUGGGCUUGAAAUUAUGGGAACUUUUGCUAAUAAAUUAGUGAAUUUUAUUUACUGUUGAUUGUUAAAAGCGAGCUAUAAACUAAAGAAAAGCGGUAGCAAUCCCAUAGUUGAGAAGGUCCUCUGUAAAUAACACAUUCAGUAACAAUUUUCAUGAGUACAGAGAUUGCUUUCUAAUUUUCCCUUGUUCAGAUCCUCCCAAAUUUGGCAUUUUUGUUUUUAUGUUGGGAGAGAGAGAAAAGCGGAGGUGUUCAGUUUCAAUUUCGAACCCUCUGCAUAUGCUUUGCACUUCCAGAAAAUGAUGGAGAAAGUGAAUAAUUUUCAAACACAUUUUAAGAACUGGGAAAUACUAAGUUUCAGCUUCCCAAGAGGAGUAUAGAUGUACUUUCAGGAAUUCAAGACAUGGUAAAAUACAGUUUUGUAUAAAAAAAACUCUUUGGACACAACUACCUGGGGAAAAAUGCAUAGAAACAUGCAUAAAUAAACAUAUGCACCAACCUAGGAGGUUAUAUCUAUAACCUGAUUAAUCUUUGGUGCUUAAUUUUGCUCUCAAUUGUAAAUGAGGUUUCUAGUCAGUUAAUUUGUUGUGCUUGAUUGUUAUGUUUAUGGGAUUGAGGUGUACAGGCGUAAAUUCAUCCAGCUACUGAUAUAUUUUCAGCAGUCAUUAGUAUUCACCUGUAUUGUGCUGGAUAACUGAACUAAAUAACAUUGUACAUGUUCCACGUAAUACUUUAACAGCUAGCAUUAUUUUGUUUUUUACCCUUCACAGCAACAUUAUCAAAAACUAUGCAAGUAUAAGAUGCACACUACUUCCAAAACAAAUCACAGCAGUGUAUAUUAUUAAUAUAUCAUUUUGUGUCCCAUGAAUUUUUUUGACCUUUUUAAUGCAUGAAACAUGGACGUUUAAUCAGAUCACAUACAAUUUCAGAAAUUAUUGAAUUGAAAUUGGUCAUUAAAUGCUAAACAAUUGAGAAAUGAGAAUACAGAGGUUGCUGACUGUUAAAUUGAAGUUUGGAAAGAAAACUGAGAUAUUGAAAGAGACUAUCUGUAUUUUUGCUGUCAAAUGAGCUGAAGUUUAAAACUACCAAAUAUGUAAUAUAGACUUUUAUGUUCCAAAAAAUAGUUCUAAUACUUUCAGCUAAAUAUUUUUAAAUAAUGCAGAAAGCAGUCUUCUGUAUUUGUGGUACAGAGUUAAAAUUAGGAUAUUAGUUGAUGCAACGUCUUAUGGUACUAAAGGUUUUAAAUAUACAAAGUAGUAGAGAGAAUUUGAUUUUUGGUAGUUAUUAACUCCAGUCUUAGCACAAAUAAUUCUUAAAAUAAUUCUUAAUUCUUCAAAUUAAACUUCUAAACCUUGUCCAGUUUUUAUACUUAAUUCAUUUUGGUAUGUGACAUACUCCAAAAUUGUCAAGACCUGAAUUAUGUUCAUAAUUGUUUUAUGGAGUAAUGAUUUUAGAAAAAGCACUAUUUCAAGUUCUAUGAUCUGACCCACUUUCCAUGCUUUGUAAAAAUUGGUUUACUUUCAAAAUUAUAAAUAUGUAAAUUGUAGUAGUCUCUAUAUAGUAUUUCUUAAAGCAAAAUAAUGUAAUUUCAACUCACUUGAUUGGGGAUGAUUUGAACUGUGUGAUUUUUUUUGUUUAGAAAGUGACUUUUUUUUGCUACCUAGUUUACAAACAAACAGUCUCGUACACUAUGAUUUGUAUUCCAUAUUGAGCUAUGAAAAGUCAACUGAUUUUGCCUUCUUGGAUAGCUGCUUCUCUGUUGAAUUGUUAAAAGUUGUCUCUUUGCCUUACUAAAUGUUGCAUGAAGAAUUUAGUUCACAAAAUAUGAACACUUGUGUAAAAUUGACUUAUUUUUAUAAUAUUUAAAUGUCAAGACCAUUAAUAAAGCUUCAAAUCAGUUGUAAUAUUUUUUCAAAGACUGCAUAAUUCUAAAUUAAUGUAUGUUAAGUCAAAAUGUAUAAAUAUUUACUUAAAAAUAAAUUUUUUUGAAGUGUGA